AUGUCCCCGAGAUUAUACACGUACGCCAUCAUAACUCUACCAAUGGUGGUGACGUCAAUUCCGGGCGAGCGACUGUUUUCUAAAACUGGUGCUGAGCGCCAUAAAUGGCAGCAGCGUACAGGGACAUUGCCUGUCAUCUUCCUGAGCCUCCGUGCAUGGGCGAAAGAAGAUCUGAAAGUGGUGACUGUGGAACUUGUACAUGGCCAGCUGAUACGACUGCUCAGCGAGUUCUUCAACAACGUGUCAGAUGACCACAUUGAACCGUCAGACUUUGUACACCAUCUACAUGCAAAAAUUCGGCAGCUACGCCCUAUUGCUCUAAGGGACCAGCAGGCACGUCGUCCGUUUGUUUUCAAUGAGCUACGGAGGUGUGAUCAUGUUUUUGUACAUCAUGACACGGAGCACAAGCCAGUGCAGCCACCUUACGACAGACUUAUCAGUAUGGAGGAAAAGACAGCCAAGGUCAACAUUAUGGGUACACCAACCACCAUCUACAGGCUCAAGUUAACCUUCAGCGCCACCUACACUGGUCCGAACUCAUCCACAGACACAGCCAACAUGAAUUUGACAAACGCACUAGCUACACUGCCACCCAACAAAGAUAAGUGGCAACAGACAUCAAGGCUACCUCUGAUGACCGCACAGUAG
Messenger RNA from Schistocerca nitens (vagrant locust), 648 nucleotides. RefSeq lists its product as uncharacterized. The record is from RefSeq and is a predicted model, not a curated record. The coding region runs from base 1 to 648 and encodes 215 amino acids. The transcript has 2 exons. NCBI's taxonomy places the organism in Eukaryota, Metazoa, Arthropoda, Insecta, Orthoptera, Acrididae.